AUUCAUCUACACUGCUGCAGUACACAUCGCACCGUGUACUAUGAAUUCUUUCGUGUAUGUGUCCCUCUUGUGCGCUGUCGCGACCGUAAAUGCCGGCUUCUCAGGCAGUUACGGAGGCCACGAUGGAGGAGGUCACGACAUCUCCCACACCGUGGAGAUCACCAAGCACGUACCUAUCCCCGUGUACAAGCACGAGGCUGUCCCGAUUCCCCACACCGUCCCCGUCCCCGUACCCAAACCAGUAGCGGUACCGGUUCCACAACCCUAUCCCGUCCACAUUAAGGUGCCACACCCAAUCGCCGUCCCCGUCAUCAAGACCAUCACCAUCCCCGUGGAGAAGCCAGUACCUUACAAGGUUGAGAAGGAGAUCCCCUACCACAUCGAGAAACCAGUGCCAGUACCAGUGGAGAAGCAUGUGCCCAUCAGGAUCCCCAAGCCAGUGCCUGUCAAGGUGCCAGUGUACAAAGUUGUGUACCAUCAUAGCAAACACUGAGUUGAAGCCCCAAGACUGAUGCAUCCUCAUUUUCAUCACCUUUCAUCGCAGUCAUCUUUUCUAGUACUAUUGUUGUUUUGUUGAUUUUUUGUUACCUACUUUGUAAUAAAUGUCCUUUGAUAUAAAAGCG
Molecule: messenger RNA, 623 nt
Organism: Anoplophora glabripennis (Asian longhorned beetle)
Lineage: Eukaryota; Metazoa; Arthropoda; Insecta; Coleoptera; Cerambycidae
Product: MAGE-like protein 2
Exons: 2
Coding region: 41-493 (150 amino acids)
Source: RefSeq, a predicted model, not a curated record